CUUUCUUCUCUCCCAUUUUCUGUUUAGGCUGAUGUGACCCUAGCUGACAUAUCAAUUAAGUUAAUUGAGUUUGAGUUCUUUUCCCCUCUUUCGUUUGUGACGUAACAACUUCGGCAUUUCUACGUUUCGUUAUUGAUUUUUCUUUCGUCUGUUGCUUGGUCCAAUCGAUAAUUCCAGCUGGUUAGCUUUUUUGGGCUCCCGGAGUGUGAACAGAGCAAGGCCUGGACCUCGUUAACAAUUAAGUUCGUUUUCGACAAGUUGUAGAUAUGCCCAAGAGUUGGAGACACAAAUCGCACAAACAGAGCAAACGCAGCUCAAGGGAUUAUUCGGACUCCGAAGAGGAUGUCAUGUCAUGAAGAUGAAAGAGAAAAGUAGUAAAGAUGAUUCUGGUCGGGUUCAUCGGGAUUCAGCAUCUGGUGAAAAGAGAAAGGUUUCAUCCCAGCUGCGGGAAUGCAAGGACAGUAAAGAUCUGAGCGGUCAUGGGAAUGGCGAUGCCUUGGAGGAGUAUGUUUCAUCCAAACGGCGGAAGGAGAAAACUGAUGUUGCUAUUGGUGGUGAUCGUUGGAAUGGGGGUGGAGAUGAGAGAGGGGAUGGUGACAGGAAUGUGGAGAAGGAUAAUCAUAAAGGUGAGAACUUGAAAGUUGAUAGUAAAGGAAAGGAAAAUAGCGGUAAAGGUGAGAGCUUCAGAGUUGAUUCGAAGAGUAAGAGUAAACGCAAUGAGAGUGGAAAUUCCGGUGAGAGGAAAGAAGACAUUUUGACAUCUUCAUUAGUGGACAGGGAGGAGAGUAAGAGCAAAGGGGAAUCAAAGCGGAAAUCUGAGAGGGAUUCUUCUGCUCGUAAAGAAGGGUUGAAGGACAAGGAGAAAAGUGGUGGUCAGGAGACCAAGAGUAGUGAUGCUGAGGUGAAAAUAGUGGAAUUGAAUAUUGGGAAAAAGCAAGGGCCUCUGCCUGGUGAUUUUAUUGAGGAGAGACAGGGCACUCGUGCUCGAGAAAAUACUGCAGAACCUUUACUGGAUGAGGUGCGGUGUCCUGAGUUGGAGAAGGACAUCGAGAAAAGGAUACGCAGAAAAAGAGAAGGUUCUAGUGAAAGAGAGAAACAUUAUGAUGAUGCUAAAGAAGGUGGUGAGAGACGAUCAUCAUCAAAAGGUGAUCGUACCAAGGACAUAAAAUAUAGAGAUGACAAGCACAAGGAUGGAGCAUAUACUGAUAAGUAUCAAGAUGAUGGCUACAAAGAAGACAGGUGGAGGGAUGAGAAGUACCAUGAAGAAGCUGAUAAGGAGUAUAAAUAUCAAGAUGACAAGUAUCGAGAAGAUGGUGAGAAGGAUUCUCGACGUAGAGAUGAUAGACAUCGUGAAAGUGAUAGGGACAUUAGACGCAAGGAGGAAAAACGUCGUGAGGAUGGAGAGCGGGAUAGUAGGGCGGAAGGAUGAAAAGUAUCGUGAAGGCACUGAAAGAGAUGGCCGUCAGGAUGAUAAGUAUUAUGAGGAUGGUGAUAGAGACCGCCGACGUAAGGAUGAUCACUAUCAUGAAGAUGAUGACAAGGAUAGUAGGCGUGGGGAUGAGAGGUAUAAUGAGGACAGUGAUAGAGAUGAUAGGCGCAGAGAAAAUACUUACAGGGAAGAUGUUGAUAAUGAUAUUAGGCACAAAGAAGAAAAAUAUCUAGAAGACACUGAAAGAGACUCCCGCCAUAAGGAUAGUAAGCAAGGGGAUGGAUAUGAUAGAGAUAAAAGAACAAGAGACAUUAAGUAUAGGGAUGAACGGACAACACGAGAUAGGUCUGGUGAUAAGUUGGACCUUAAGCAUUCGAGGGACGAUAGCUCUGCUGGUGAUCAUUAUGUGAGAAAAUCAAGUGCAUAUGAUGAUAGUCCAACCCAUGAUGAUCGAGCAGCCAGGUACCGAGAUGAUCAAGGCAGGAGAAGAACUAACGA
Molecule: messenger RNA, 1927 nt
Organism: Salvia splendens (bonfire salvia)
Lineage: Eukaryota; Viridiplantae; Streptophyta; Magnoliopsida; Lamiales; Lamiaceae
Product: ABC transporter F family member 4-like
Exons: 2
Coding region: 353-1429 (358 amino acids)
Source: RefSeq, a predicted model, not a curated record